Messenger RNA from Durusdinium trenchii, 1377 nucleotides. NCBI's taxonomy places the organism in Eukaryota, Dinophyceae, Suessiales, Symbiodiniaceae. The record is from the annotation of a GenBank genome assembly.
AUGAGCUGGCAAAGAUCAGCUUCGAUGAGGUUAGCCUACCCAGGUGCGACUUGGAUUCCAAGGUUUGGCUUGGGCUAUCGAUUCGACCUCACAGGUGAGGGCAUUGACUGCGAGGAAUAUGUCGUCCAUGAGUCUUUGCUGGGAGAGCUGCUGGAGGAGUCCCACAUGGAACUGCAAGCAGCCAUUCCAUUCGAGGAUCUGGUGACCUUCUCAGAGGAGAAGUCGGGCUUGGCCUCAGACAUUGCUGCAUCCUUGCUUUCAAGGCUACCUGGUGAUUUCCAGGCGAUGGCGGCGAUGGGUGACUUUGGGGUUUAUGACCGCCUUGGCCUGAAGGUGUCAAGGGAAGAAGCCUGCAUCUCGUCCCUCUACAAGCAGGCAGCCUCAGCAAAUGGUGGCGAAUGUCGCGUUUAUUAUGAGGGUGCCCCAGUGAUUCCGGGCACCUAUAACAACGUGACAGCCUCUUCAUGCCAAGCCUUUUGCAACCUCAACGCAAAUUGUAGUUCCUUCUCUUUUUGCGGAAACUCUUGCUACUUAAAGCAGGCAUGCAUCGUGGACGGGGAGCCUUUGGUGAAUGCUACGACCUGGACGGAUGGCUGCGUCACCUACUGGAAGCAAUGUCGUCAGCUGGAGGGUUACCAGGUCACUGAAAGGCUGGUGAAGGAACAGGGCAUGGAGAUCGAGAAUGUCAUCACUGACAGCUUGGGCAUUUGUGCAGAUGCUUGCAAUAGCAAUCCCGAUUGCAAGUCCUCCUCCUUCUAUGCCCAGUCCAGAGGUUGCCACUUGAAGGCGAAGUGUGUGGAACCCACCGAUGCUCUCAUACCGCCGGAUGACCCGGCAAACGUUUAUCGGACCUUCUACCGCUGUUGUACAUGCACUACGACCACGAGCACAACCACAAGCUCGCCCUGGCAGAGCUUAGCAAGAGCUUUGGCCUUUGAAGGUGCAGGGGCUGAGCCUGGGACCUACGAAGGAUCCUACUCGGUGAGCGAUUGUCAAAUGUUUUGCAAUGCUCAUCCUGAUUGCAAUUCCUUCACGCUUUGUGGGUCAUCCUGCUAUUUGAAGACCCUUUGCGUUACCACUGAACUAGCACUGGUGUCCGCAGAUGGUUGGAAUGGCUGCGUGACACACUUUAGACCUUGCGAAGUGACAACCACUGAAGUGACCACAACUGAAGUGACAACCACUUCGACAAACACCUCUGUCACGACAAUGGAAACCAGCACCACGCCGGGGAUUACGACCAUACCCAGCAACCAGAGCGAGGGAAGUGUGACAACCACGCCCUCGACAGAACCCACAGAUGAUGGUGGCUAUCUGGUGAACUCGGCGAGAGCUAUGAGUGUGGCAUGCGUGGCUUUGGUGAUCCUUUCGGGCUGA